Rhipicephalus sanguineus (brown dog tick) is the source of this 2555-nucleotide messenger RNA. Its product is annotated as unextended protein. The transcript has 4 exons. Gene Ontology annotation, biological process: transport; magnesium ion homeostasis. Bases 141 to 2516 code for a protein of 791 amino acids. The record is from RefSeq and is a predicted model, not a curated record. Gene Ontology annotation, cellular component: plasma membrane. NCBI's taxonomy places the organism in Eukaryota, Metazoa, Arthropoda, Arachnida, Ixodida, Ixodidae. Gene Ontology annotation, molecular function: transmembrane transporter activity.
AUCCUGACGAGCAUUAAAUACCCUUUUCAAAAGGGCGCCGGGCUGAAUGGCGGCGGUGCCACGGCUGCCGAGCCAGCCGGCGCGCCCGGCAGACCAAGAGACGCGCCUGUGGGCGACGGCGAUGGGAUGAGCGGGCCCCGAUGGUGGCGGCCAGCGCUCUGCUGAUGGUGCUAUGCGCGGCGGCGGCGGCCGCUGUGGCCGCCACCGUGGAUGGCGUGCUCGUGCUGGGACGCGACGGCCGCUGGCGCAGCGACGAACCGGUGCCCGUCGGUAAAAAGACUUCGCUGAUUCUGCUCGGCUCAGAUCUGGACCACGAGCCUGUAAGUUUCACGCCACUCGACGCCAAGCGCGGGAGCAGCUGCGACCAGGCGCCCGCACUGCCGCCAUUCUCCACGGGCGAGAACGGUUCCGCCACGGUAGUCCUGCCGUCGCAAGGCCGCUGGUUCCUAUGUCUGCGAAAGGGCGAGAACUGGGUUCACCAGGGCCCUGCUGUCAGCUUGACUGCCACAGGUGACCUGGACGUGGCCGUGGUUUCCGGCGUGCGUGGUGGCGGCGAGAUGACGGCCACCACCAACAAGGAAGGCUACACGAUGCUACCUGUGGGCGAGGAGGUGCCGCUCCUGCUGCUGGGUUCCAACUUUUCGGAGCGCACGCGCAUCACUCUCACUACUGAGAGGGCGGCCCGUGGAGUCCUGUGCCGCGAGCAGGCUCUCAUCGACACUUGGGAGCUGCGGCCUCUCCACGGUGGCCUGGCGGCGCGCAUCACCCUCAAGCUUCCCCGUGCGGGCGAGUACCACCUGUGCGUGUCACUCUCCGGCCGUUGGGUGCACCAAGGCGGCCACCCGCUCGUCACGAUCGAGGGCGAGUCAAUGCUUGUUCCCGUAUGGAUCAACCUCUUGCUCAUCGGCACACUGCUCGUCUGGUCCGGUCUGUUCAGUGGACUGACGCUUGGCCUCAUGGCGCUGGACAAAACCGAGCUCAAGGUCAUCGAGUCGUGCGGUACUCCCGAGGAACGAGACUACGCGCGCAAAAUACUGCCGCUGCGACGCCGCGGAAACUACUUGCUCUGCACGCUGGUGCUCGGCAACGUGUGCGUCAACAGCAGCUUCACCAUCCUGCUGGACGGGAUGCUGAGCUCCGGACCCGUGGCAGUGCUCCUGUCCACAUUAGGCAUUGUUUUGCUGGGAGAGAUCAUUCCGCAGGCCAUAUGCUCCAGAUAUGGACUCGCUAUUGGUGCGCGGACAAUACUGAUAACCAAAUUGUUUAUGAUCAUCACGUUUCCUCUCUCGUGGCCCAUAUCCAAGCUACUCGACUGUGUGCUCGGAGAGGAGAUUGGUAAUGUCUUCGACCGCGAGAAACUUACCGAAUAUCUUCGAAUCACCAAGGAUUACGCGCAACUCGAGAACGAAGAGCUGAACAUCAUAUUCGGUGCUCUAGAGCUGACGAAGAAAACGGCGGCUGACAUCAUGACGCGCAUUGAAGACGUAUACAUGCUCCCGUAUGAUGCUGUGCUCGACUUCGAGACCAUGAGUGAAAUCGUAAAGCGCGGCUACACGCGCAUUCCCGUCUACGAAAACACCAAGCAGAACAUAGUGUCCCUCCUCAACACCAAAGACCUGACGUUCGUGGACCCCGACGACGCCAUUCCGCUGGCCACUGUGUGCAGCUUCUACAAGCACCCACUCAGCUUCGUAUUCGAGGACGAGACCCUCGACUCACUCCUGCGCGAGUUCAAGAAGGGCCACUCGCACAUGGCAUUCGUGCGACAGGUGGUGCAGAUAGAAAACCGUGACCCCUCUUACAACGUGACGGGCCUGGUAACCCUCGAGGACGUCAUUGAAGAGAUCAUCCAGUCAGAGAUCAUCGACGAAACCGACGUGCUAACCGACAACCGGCGCAAGCAGCGGCGCAAGGACGCUCAGCUGCUGCAGGACUUCAGUGACUUCCUCAAGAUCGGCAGCGGCCAGCAGGGCAAGAACGUGGUCUCGGCCCAGCUGGCCUUCGCCACCUUCCAGUUCCUGAGCACGGCCGUGCGCGCCUUCACUUCCGAGUUUGUGACUCCCGCUGUGCUGCGCCGUCUCAUGGCACAGAACAUUUUCUUCACGCUCAGGCCCUCGACAGGCAAGAACAUCUUCGAUGCUGGCAAGCCGUGCGACUACUUUACCGUAGUCCUCGAGGGGCGCGUGCGCGUAACGGUUGGCAGGGAGAGCCUGGUGUUCGAGGCCGGACCAUUCUCCUACUUUGGCUUGCCCGUUCUCACAUCCGAGAGGGGCACUUUCGUCCCGGACUACACCGUCACACCACUCUCGUACGUGGUCUUUAUGAAAGUCAGCCACAGCGUGUACCUGGCUGCCCUGCGCGCGUCGCGCAUGUCAAAGACUGAGGAGCCGGCCGAUGCGAACGUGCAAGAGUCCGUUGCGCAAACGGACGAGCACAAGCAGGCGACAGUCAACACUACGGACGUCAAGCCAACGACGCCGGCGGCGGCCGCGUGGUCCGAGCCGGCCAACGCGUGAGCCACGCCCCCUUUAUUAAAUCUCUGCUUUCAGCGCUGU